Messenger RNA from Scatophagus argus, 1757 nucleotides. RefSeq names its product odorant receptor 131-2-like. NCBI's taxonomy places the organism in Eukaryota, Metazoa, Chordata, Actinopteri, Scatophagidae. Gene Ontology annotation, cellular component: membrane. Gene Ontology annotation, molecular function: G protein-coupled receptor activity. The transcript has a single exon. The coding region runs from base 753 to 1757 and encodes 334 amino acids. Gene Ontology annotation, biological process: G protein-coupled receptor signaling pathway. The record is from RefSeq and is a predicted model, not a curated record.
CCUCAGUUUACCACCAUUUUGUAAUCAGUUGGCAGCUCUGCUCCUCUCUUCAUCCAAGUGUCCAGGACAUUCAGCCACAGAUUUGAUGAUACAGCAACAUAGUUAAUCCUUGACUUUUGGCAAUACUUGUUCUAGUACUAAGUACACUUGUGCUCAAACAUUAUGUUUGUUAUAACCAAUCCUACGUAAGCGGUGAGGUCUCCCAGAAGAUCUAUAGAGUCCGUAGAUGGAACACAGACCAACGGUAAAAGAAGGCCAGAUGGUUCCAGAAGAGCACAGAGGCCUGCUCAUCACCCUCUUCCUGACGAGCUUCUUUUAGUGAGGGUUCUCCAAUUCCUCUUCCGGACGAGGCGCUGCAGGAUUAUUGGCUGAUUCCUGGGGGUAUUUUAUUAUGCUGAUAAUAAACAUUCUAAACAAGUGCACUUUGCUUUUUUUAACAACUAACCGACUACUGAUGGUUAACACAUCCAGGAAUCCCUUGACAUUUGCAUCUCUAUUCAUUCGUUGAUAGAGCUGACAUGGGAAGAUGUCACAGGAAGUAGGUGUAAAUAAAAAAGCAGGAAACACGUGCAGACCCUGCAGAGCAGCUCAGUCCACACAGAAACAGGCCUCUGCUAACUGUCUUCACAGAAGAAGGUGCCUCAAAGAUGAAAUGUUGUCACGGUUAUGAACAUAAACUACAGAAAAUGUGUUUUGUUACUGAUUUUUCACCAACAGGUUAACUUUCAGCUUUAUUUAAAAGUUUGUCGAAAAUGCUUGAUGUAAACCAGUCUCUGACCAACGUCUCUGCUGAGCUGCAGUAUCAGGGCUUACUGGAGAGAGUGAUGUUCUCCACUCUGACCACAGCCCCCUGCUGCGUCUUCCUCUUCAUUAAUCUGACCAUGUUAUUCACCCUGAGGAGUAAACCGGUGUUUUGUGAGACGUCUCGUUACGUCCUCCUGUUUAACCUCCUUUUUGCAGAUACUACGCAGAUGGCCCUGAGUCAGUUAAUGUACAUACUGGCUGCUUGCAGAAUUAGACUGACAUAUCCUGUCUGUGGUGUUCUCACCAUGCUUGGCGAGCUCACAAGUGAAAUCUCCCCUCUCACGCUGGUGUUGAUGUCUCUGGAGAGGUAUGUGGCUGUGUGCUACCCACUGAGGCACGCCACCAUCGUCACCAUCAGAAACACGGGGCUGGCUGUCCUCCUGGUCUGGGCUUUCAGUUCACUCAAUAUCCUCAUUCGAGUUGUGUUACUGUUAGACUUUCCAUUUUCAGAGCUGGAGAGCCUGCAGAUGAAAGAUUUUUGUAAUACACUUGGCAUGUUUCUUGGGACAGUAUCUGAUUUUUAUGACAAAGCCUACACCGGCUUCCUGUUUGUGUCGGCUGGUGUGGCAGUCACGUCCUCCUAUAUCGGCGUGAUGGUAGCAGCCAGGUCAGCCUCCACAGACAAAGCUUCAGCCCAGAAGGCUCGUAACACACUGCUGCUGCAUGUGGUGCAGCUGGGCCUCAGUCUCUCCUCCACCAUACACAACCCGAUGCUCAUCGCGGUCUCAAAGGUCCUGGACAGGUUCAUUAUUGUGCGCAUCCAGAUUGUUAUUUAUGUUUGUAUAAUCAUCUUGCCCAGAUGUCUGAGUUCUGUCAUCUACGGUCUCAGAGACCGGACCAUCAGACCCGUCCUCAGGUACCAUCUGUGCUGUCAGUGGAGACGCUCACCUUCAGUCUCAGAUGUCCCAAUCAAGGCUAAAAUCUGUCUUCAGUUAAUAGACAUAAAUUCUUAA